This is a messenger RNA of Tauraco erythrolophus (red-crested turaco), 1364 nucleotides long. Lineage: Eukaryota; Metazoa; Chordata; Aves; Musophagiformes; Musophagidae. The record is from RefSeq and is a predicted model, not a curated record.
GACCACGAGAAGCAGUACGUAGGCUUUGCCACUCUGCCGAACCAGGUCCACCGGAAAUCCGUGAAGAAGGGUUUCGACUUCACCUUGAUGGUUGCAGGAGAGUCGGGUCUGGGCAAAUCCACGCUGGUGAAUAGCCUGUUCCUGACAGACCUCUACAAAGACAGAAAGCUCCUCAAUGCAGAGGAGAGAAUCAACCAGACAGUGGAGAUUGUCAAGCACACGGUGGACAUUGAGGAGAAGGGUGUCAAGCUGAAGCUGACCAUAGUGGACACACCAGGCUUUGGAGAUGCUGUUAACAACACUGAGUGCUGGAAGCCCAUCACCGACUACAUCGACCAGCAGUUUGAACAGUAUUUCCGUGAUGAGAGCGGCCUGAACCGGAAGAAUAUCCAGGACAACCGAGUGCAUUGCUGCCUUUACUUCAUCUCGCCCUUCGGGCACGGGCUGAGGCCUGUGGAUGUUGAGUUCAUGAAGGCUCUGCAUGAGAAGGUCAACAUUGUGCCCCUGAUUGCCAAAGCCGACUGCCUGAUCCCCUCCGAGAUCCGGAAGCUAAAAGAGAGGAUCCGGGAAGAGAUUGACAAAUUUGGCAUUAAAGUGUACCAGUUUCCUGAGUGUGACUCUGAUGAAGAUGAGGAGUUCAAGCAGCAAGACAGAGAGCUGAAGGAGAGCGCUCCCUUUGCUGUCAUUGGCAGUAACACUGUGGUGGAGGCAAAAGGCCAGCGAGUCCGUGGACGGCUCUACCCCUGGGGCAUUGUGGAAGUGGAAAACCAGGCACACUGCGACUUUGUGAAGCUGCGGAACAUGCUGAUCCGGACACACAUGCAUGACCUGAAGGACGUCACUUGCGAUGUUCACUAUGAGAACUACCGAGCUCAGUGCAUCCAGCAAAUGACCAGCAAGCUGACUCAGGACAACAGGAUAGAAAGCCCGAUUCCUAUCCUGCCUCUGCCAACACCGGACACUGAGACAGAGAAGCUGAUCAAAAUGAAGGAUGAGGAGUUGCGGCGGAUGCAAGAGAUGCUGCAGAAGAUGCAGCAGCAGAUGCAGGAUCAGUGAGAGGCAGGUACUCGGAGGGCAGAGGGAAUCCCCCAGUGACUGUCUGAGGCCUGGCAAGAGCUGUGGACAUUUAGAAAAGGUUUCCUGUUGUAGAGAGACUUGUGGGCAAGAGCUGCACCCACACCCUCUAAUUUAUUAGCAGCAAUGCUGGCUUUGCGGUCAGCUGGAUUGUGGAGGAGGCUGUUCACUUAACAGUUUACUGAUGUGUAUUUCUUUUUUAAUAAUUAUUCUUUCUUUUCUUUUUUCUUUUUUUUUUAAAAAAAAAAAAAAGAAAAUAGCCUAGGAAGUCUCUAAGGCAUCCUAAAAAA